This is a messenger RNA of Ostertagia ostertagi, 459 nucleotides long. The record is from the annotation of a GenBank genome assembly. Lineage: Eukaryota; Metazoa; Nematoda; Chromadorea; Rhabditida; Trichostrongylidae.
GAAUCGAAAAGAGCUCUAGUUGUGGCGAGUCGUAUCGAACCUUUACACGAAGUGUUCUGGUGUGAUGGCAAAAUAACAAAGGAGCUACCCGACCUGAAAACUAUCAAGGCUCGGGUGAAUACCUCGUUGGACGCUCUACGGAAGGAUCAUCGGCGUUACCUUAAUCCGACUCCGUAUAAGAGAAAUCUAAAAUGGCUGAAGAAAGACUCGCCAUUCCUAUCCGUAUGGGAUAAGACCGGAAUAUGCGAGCUGGCAGAUGGACUGCACACAGCCGGCCUCACUCUUGUGGCAUCCGGUGGUACUGCCGUAACCUUACGAGAACAUGGGUUGCCAGUGAAAGAUGUCUCCGAGAUUACCAAAUUUCAAGGAAAUGCUGGGUGGACGGGUGAAGACGCUCCAUCCGGCAGUUCACGGUGGAAUUCUGGCCAGGGAGAAGUGCGGAGGAUCGUCGUGAAAUGG